This is a messenger RNA of Hevea brasiliensis (rubber tree), 2935 nucleotides long. Its product is annotated as putative leucine-rich repeat receptor-like protein kinase At2g19210. Gene Ontology annotation, molecular function: ATP binding; protein binding; protein kinase activity. The record is from RefSeq and is a predicted model, not a curated record. The coding region runs from base 19 to 2766 and encodes 915 amino acids. NCBI's taxonomy places the organism in Eukaryota, Viridiplantae, Streptophyta, Magnoliopsida, Malpighiales, Euphorbiaceae. The transcript has 14 exons. Gene Ontology annotation, biological process: protein phosphorylation.
UGCUAACGAAUCGUCAACAUGCAUGGUUGGCAGAUAUCCUUUGUGUUUUCAAUACUAUGGCUAAUCUUUACUCCAAUAUACGCUACAUCUGGGAGCUCUAAAGUAGCUGUUGCAGCAAAUAAUGAACCCGCCGGAAGAAGAAAGCUCGCCACCGGAAACCCAGGCUCCAUAAACAUUGAUUGCGGGACGGAUGAAGAUUAUGUAGAUGAAAAUAUAGGAUUGUUUUACAAGUCAGAUAGAGAUUUCAUAAGCAGCGGGGAAAAUAACGAUGUAGAACCAGAAUUUUCCACAUCAGACUUUACAGAUCGGCUGUGUAAGAAUUUAAGAAGUUUUCCAAAGGGAAGAAAGAACUGCUACACUUUGCGACCUGAACAAGGAAAAAACCAUAAUUACUUGAUUAGGACUCUCUUUUGUUAUGGAAAUUACGAUCGCAUGAAUCAACCUCCAAAGUUUGAUUUGUACAUAGGGGUUAACAAGUGGACGUCGGUGGAUGAUCUACUUGAUAAUGUUUGGAACAUAGGCGAGAUAUUUCAUUUUUCUUCAACUGAUAUUAUUCAAGUGUGUCUUGUAAACAAAAACCAAGGAGUACCUUUCAUUUCAGCAUUGGAAUUACACCCUGUGAAUGAUUCCAUUUAUAGAAGUGAGUAUGGAUCAUUGAUGGCUCUUGUAGGCUAUCAACUUAGCUAUCCCACUGGCGAGAAUGUCAGGUACAAGGAUGAUGUCUUUAAUCGCAUGUGGUCAACUCAUAGAUUUGCUAAUUCGAUUUGGGUCAAUGCCUCGGAUAUACAAGUCCAGGAAAUUGAUAAUUCUUAUAAACUGCCUAUUGAAGUGUUAAGAACUGCGGCCCAGCCCAAAAAAGACAGUUACUCAUUGAGAUACAACUUCAGCUGCUCCCCAUGUAAUUUAUAUGUCUACUUUCACUUUGCUGAAAUAGUAAAGAUUCCACAAGGUCAACGAAGAGAAUUCACAAUUACUCUGAAUGAUCACAAUCAUGGACCCUUUAGCCCGGAAUACUUGAAGCCACAAACUAUACCUCUCAAAUCACCAACUCAAGGCGAUAUUUACUUUACUAUGAAUCCAACAAGCAACUCUGACCUUCCGCCCAUUCUCAAUGCCUUCGAGAUUCUCAGAGUACUUGAGCUCCCUCUUUCUCCAACAGACCAAGCGGAUGUUGAUGCAAUCAUGACCGUCUUGCAAUCAUACAAAAUAAAUGGAGAUGAUUUGCAAGGAGACCCAUGUGUGCCAAAAGAUCUUUCAUGGAAUGUUUUGAACUGUAGUUAUGACAACAAUCCUCCAAGGAUCAUCUCAUUGGACCUCAGUUCAAGGACAUUGAUUGGGGAAAUAACUCCAUCACUCUCUGCCUUCAAGGCAAUUCAGUCCUUGGAUUUAUCAUACAACAAAUUGACUGGAAUUCUGCCCAAUUCUUUUUCAGAACUGUUGAAUUUAACCUUACUGGAUUUAUCAUACAAUGAAUUGACAGGGCCGGUGCCAGAAUUUUUAGCACAACUACCAAAUUUAAAUACUCUAAAUUUAAUUGGGAACAAGUUCACUGGAUCCAUUCCACAAUCACUUAUAGAAAAGUCUAAUAAUGGAACAUUGCGGUUAAGCUUCAAGAACAACCCAAAUUUAUGCCAGUCGGAUUCAUGUGAGAAAAAGAAGCAUUUUCUUCUUCCAGUUGUUGCGUCAAUUAUAUCAAUCUUGGUGCUUCUACUCCUAUGCAUGAUAGCUAUCUCUUGGAGAUAUAGAAGACAGAAAGCAAUAGCAGAAACACAAAAAUCAAAGAAUCAGACCUUUAGUUACUCAGAGAUUGUUAGUAUUACUGAUAACUUUAAGACCACCAUUGGAGGAGGGGGCUUUGGAAAAGUUUACUUUGGAACUCUAAAAGAUGGCACUCAGGUUGCAAUUAAGCUGUUAUCCCAAUCAUCAAAGCAAGGCUACAAGGAAUUUCAAGCAGAGGUGCAGCUAUUGAUGAUUGUUCAUCAAAGGAAUUUGGUUUCACUAAUUGGGUAUUGUAAUGAUAGUCAUAAUAUGGCAUUAGUAUAUGAGUACAUGGUUAAUGGAAACUUGCGAGAGCAUUUAUCAGAGGAAAGUGGAAGUAUUCUGACUUGGAAAGAGAGACUUCAAAUUGCAGUAGACGCAGCUCAUGGAUUGGAGUAUCUACAUAAUGGCUGCAAACCACCGAUCAUCCACAGGGAUUUGAAGACUUCCAACAUCUUAUUGAACGAAAAAUUGCAAGCAAAGAUCGCUGAUUUUGGAUUGUCUAGAGCUUUCGCCAACGAAAGUGAUUCACAUGUAUCAACUUGCCCUGCUGGCACAUUUGGUUACGUCGCUCCUGAGGCUCAAACAUCAGGAAACUUUAACCAAAAAAGCGACGUUUAUAGCUUUGGGAUUAUUCUACUUGAGCUCAUAACUGGUCUGCCUGCAGCAAUAAGAAACACCCUUGGAGGCUUCAUUUGCAUACGUCAGUGGAUUAGACCUAAAAUUAACAGGGGUGAUAUUCAAACCAUUGUUGAUCCCAGACUGCAAGGGGAAUUCGAUGCCAAUUCAGCUUGGAAAGCUGUGGAGAUUGCCUUUUCCUGUGUAUCAGACGUUGCGAUACAAAGGCCAGACAUGAGUCAUGUACUAGGUGAAUUACAGGAAUGCAUGGCUACAGCAAUGGCUGUCGAAGAAUCCCAAAAAAUGGAAGCCAGGGUUAUAAGAUCAAGCAGUUCACUUCUAAUAAGCCAUUUGAAUAUUGAUACUGAUAUGGCUCCUAGUCCAAGGUAAUUACUAAAGUAUAGAUCUCAUACGUGUUGGCUUGAAAUUUCUAACAUUUUCUUUUAGACAAAAAUUGUUACAUUAAUGUAUUAAGCUGCACCUAUAAUUUGUGUCUGAAGCUUUCUUGGAGAUGUAUAAUUGUCAUUACAAAAUACUAUAAAAAUACUUUGUUUUCCAA